AAAUCUGACCCCGCGUAGGGGUAACUUCUACAGCGGAUCGCCGAAGCUCGCAACCAGUCGCCAUUUUUCAUCCGAGCGAGUCUUGUCCUGAUGAUGUGGAUUUGAUAGAAAGGGCCGUUUCCAACUGACCAGGAGCCGCUCAUCAUCAACCAGCCGAAGCUUUUUCUUACCGUCGGACCGCAAACCGAGCGAGCCAUGUCUUCGAGCGAUAUGCCCGAGCUGGGCAGCAAAAUAAGCCUGAUUUCAAAGGCGGAUAUCAGAUACGAAGGGAAACUGUUUACCGUCGACCCUCAAGAAUGCACGAUCGCCCUCGCCAACGUGAAGUCAUUUGGGACAGAAGACAGACAGACGACACAUCCUGUUCCGCCUCAAAAUCAAAUUUAUGACUACAUCCUUUUUAGAGCUUCUGAUAUCAAGGAUAUCAGCGUCGUCCCACCGACCCAGCUCUUAUACGACCCGGCAAUACUCCAGCUGUCGGCCACACCGGCAAUGGGAAACAGCAACCGGUUCUCAAACGCCCCAGUCAGCGCUUCAUCACAGGCGGAAACCAACACAGGCUACCACCCGAUAAUAGGCAACAUGAGCAGCGGUCAAUAUCAGGGUUUCAACCCGAUGCAAUCUGGACUGCAGACACUUGCGAGACCUUCGCCAAGUGAGUUCUUACAUCAAGGAAAUCUGGGAUAUGUUCUAGAUUUCCUGUCUGGGUCGAGGAGCAGCACCCCCGGGUUGCACAAGCCUUCCCCUUCGAUGGAUCAGGCCACCCAAGCCAACAGGAAGUCGAGCCCGCCUCAUCAAGAAGUCCGCAAUCGAAACCAGCGAGAGAUGGGAAACCGAAUGGAUAAGCAGAUCACCCGCACAUUCAACAUGAGAAACGACAAUUACAACCAGAACAGAAACAGGAAUAAUUAUAACCAGCAGAGCCAUCAAAAUCACCAGAACAGGGAUUCGAACGGGCCUAAAUCCUGGGGACAACAGCAACAGUCCAAAAACAAUCAACAGCAAGGCCUAGGGCAGAUGAACCGUAUUAACAAGGGGCAGAGGACACAGCAAAGGCAACAGCAGAAUUUCCCUAGAGCACCGGGUGCAUCUCGAAAACAGCAACAGCCACUGAAAUUUGAAUCUGAUUACGAUUUUGAUAAGGCCAACAAUGAGUUUGAGGAGAUAAGAAGCAAACUUUCAUCUAUGAAAAUCGAAACUCAAAAUGCCGCACCAGCAGCCCCAGUGUUGAACGGUGAUGAUAAGAAAGAUGAUUCAGGCAAUGAGACAGUAAUAGGGAAUGACGUCGAGGCUCUCCAAGAGGAUGUUUUCUUUUACAACAAGACAAAGUCCUUUUUUGAUAACAUCAGCUGUGAGGCCGUCGAACGGAGUAAAGGGAGUAUCCAGAGGAUCGACUGGAGGAAGGAGAGAAAGUUAAACACAGAAACGUUCGGUUUCCUUUCUGCCCGUAGGGGUGGUAACGGCAUGUACCGAGGAGGCCAACGCGGAGGCUACUACUACCAAGGUGGAGGACGUGGUGGUUACGGCUAUGGAGGACGAGGUAACUUUAGGCCCUUCAGACAAACAAAGCCGACGCCAAGACCACAGCAACAGCCUCAGGCUGCAAAUGCUUAAAAAGAAUUAUUGGACCUAAACUAUUGAAUAAUUGGAUAAACGAGGAAAAAAAAACUAUUGAGCGAGGAUUUUAAUUUGAAGUAUCUGAACAAAAGAGAGAACGAAUUGAUGGUAUAAAUAGAAAAAUUGAAGAUUCCGAAGAAGAAAAAGUCUUGUAAUAAAGAAUAGGAUGGGUUUUACUGUAUUUCUGUUUUUGUUUUUUCUUUAUUUAUUUUUCUUUUAAUAUUUUUUAAAUUGCACAAAAACUUUUUUUUUUCUAUGGAAGUUUGUAAGGGGGACUGCGUACUCGGGCUUUUAAUUUAAAUAUUUAAGAUUGGUAAUUUUGUAUGGGCGUAUUAACCUUGAAGGGAUAAUACAUUGGUAUUGUGUGGUUUGUAUCCUUUUAGAGGAAGUUGUUGGAAAAUUUAUUAAAAGUCCUGAAAGACAUGUUUUUGAAGAAUGCGCAUGUUGUUUGUUUUAUUUUAUUUUUUUAAUCAUGUGAAAU
Messenger RNA from Cimex lectularius (bed bug), 2095 nucleotides. Its product is annotated as protein decapping 5-like. The record is from RefSeq and is a predicted model, not a curated record. Bases 196 to 1611 code for a protein of 471 amino acids. Gene Ontology annotation, molecular function: mRNA binding. NCBI's taxonomy places the organism in Eukaryota, Metazoa, Arthropoda, Insecta, Hemiptera, Cimicidae. Gene Ontology annotation, cellular component: P-body. Gene Ontology annotation, biological process: cytoplasmic stress granule assembly; P-body assembly. The transcript is spliced from 8 exons.